AUGAUGGCAUUCCACACUAGUCUUGAUCAGAAAUUUAUGGAGCUUCUAGAAGCAAAGCAAAGUCGGCAAAGCUCACGCCCCAAGAUCCAAGAGGUUCCAGAGUAUUUCCGAAAUAGAAAUAACAUUGUGAAGUAUUUCUCACCCAAGUCGGUGUCAAUAGGUCCCAUCCAUCAUAACACUCAAAAUCUCAAACUAGGAGAGAACUAUAAACUUACUUGGGCAGCAAAAUACAUCCAACUCACCCAACAAAGUCCAAAAUUUCUACACAAAAAGAUUCUCGAUAAUAUUGAUGAACUCAAGGAUCUUUAUGCCGAUAAGGUUUUGGCCUAUAGCUGUACCACAGAGUUUGUAAAAGACUUACACAGCCUUGAGGAAAAGCUGGCAUGGGUGUUGUUCGUGGAUGGGUGUUUUUUGAUGUAUAUUUUAAUGUAUUUGAGGCUUCAAUAUGAAAACCCAGAAGAUGUGAAUACUAAGGUUGAUCGUCUUGAUCUUGUGAUGAAGGAUGUGCUUUUGUUGGAGAAUCAGCUUCCUUAUCUAGUACUGAAGUUGUUGUGGAAAGAUGAUAACGAGGAUGAAUUGAUAUAUACUAUGAUGAAUUUUCUCAACUAUUAUCAUUGGGCCCCACUGGAUAAUAAGACGACUUGGAGGUGGAGGAGGAGGAGGCAAACAAAUAAAGAGAUAAAAACAAAACAUGUAUUUGAAUUACAGUAUGAGCAACCGACUCAUCUUCUUGAUCUUCAGCGUAAAAUCAUUCUCAAUAAAUAUAAGAUUGAAGCCGGUGAUGAAGUUAACAAGAAACAAAGUAGGGAGUUUUCAGAAAUAGAAAGCAAGAUGAUGACAUACAGGAACAUAGAAGAUUUAACAACAGUAGGAAUAAAACUUAAAUCAAGCGGGACACGAAGGCCAACAGACAUAAAUUUCUCGGAGGGUUGGUUUGCUGGGAAACUAACUCUUCCUCAGAUUGUUGUGGACGAUGACACGGCUGCCUCUUUCCUGAACCUGAUAGCGUAUGAGAUGUGUCCAGAUUUUAAAAACGACAAGGAAAUAUCUUCAUUCGUGGUUUUCUUAAACUCGCUCAUUGACCAUGCUGAAGAUGUGAAGAUAUUGAGAUCAAAAGGUAUUUUGGUGAAUUCACUUGAGAGUGAUGAGGAAGUUGCUAAUCUUUUCAACAACAUAAGUACUGACUUGAUAUAUAACCCCGAAAUAUAUUUUGAAGUUAGAGUUAAAAUACACGAGCAUCACUUUAAUACAUGUAAGAUUUGGUUAGCACAAGGUUAUCACAAUCAUUUCAGCAAUCCUUGGGCUAUCAUUGGUUUCUUUGCUGCGUUAAUUGCACUUACUCUCACUUUCGUUCAAACAUGGUUUACCAUUUUCCCGCGCUAG
Messenger RNA from Vicia faba (fava bean), 1383 nucleotides. The record is from the annotation of a GenBank genome assembly. Lineage: Eukaryota; Viridiplantae; Streptophyta; Magnoliopsida; Fabales; Fabaceae.